Molecule: messenger RNA, 771 nt
Organism: Penicillium macrosclerotiorum
Lineage: Eukaryota; Fungi; Ascomycota; Eurotiomycetes; Eurotiales; Aspergillaceae
Exons: 1
Coding region: 1-771 (256 amino acids)
Source: RefSeq, a predicted model, not a curated record
AUGCUCUGCUUUUCUAACAGCAUCUUUGUGACCACUGUAUUCAAAAUCCUCGAUUUCGAUCUCCCUCAACAAGUGAAGUCCAAGAACGGCUCCAAGCCGCCAACCAUGUAUUUCAAUCGGACACAACAGAACCGAAAGAAUAUACCUAAAUUCUCAAGCUUUGCUCGCCACUUGAAGCAAGGUCCCAAGCGAGCUUUUGCUUAUUUCAACACGCCCUACUUAGUCAAGUGUUACUUGGAAGAGCAAUCUAAAUCCGAGAUACAACUAUGUGAGGAUCAAUUCACGUCGCAAAGUAUUCAACCCUCACUCGCAUGGAAAAUGUCACCUGCAGAGGAGCUCAAAUUACGCAGCUUACUACUUGCUCACUUUAAAUUACAUCGCAAGGCGACCUCAUACGCCAACGCACUCGGCCUCCACGGUCUCCCAGAUAUCGAGGAUUGGAUCCCCCUUGAAACUGCCGCGUUAUACGAUUCUGAUGCACAUUGCGAGUACACUGGGAUGAUCUUGGAAUCCGGGGUCCUGGAUAUUCCUGAAGACCCUCUGUACGAGGGCAUCCAUCACUAUUAUAAGCCAGCUUCUUAUUUGGCGGCGGCAAUGUUGCUGACAGGAUAUGAUGCUAACGGUGUCACGGAAGCCAUUGGCAGGCUGCGUAUAAUGGAGAAUAAGAAGCAUAAAUUUGAAAGGUUUGGGAGGAUUAAGAAUAGGGUUGGGAAACUUGUGGGGGAUUUCCCUAAUGAUUUUCUACUGUUUGUGCCGUUUGCCGCGAUGUGA